ACUCUACUCAUUCCCAAACGCGACGAUUUAAUUCCCAGGCAGCCGUUUCAGUCAAGUUAUCCAAAUUUUCUCAUUUAUCCGCAAGUUAUUCCCAGCUCCAGAGCGCUAGCCAAACAGAUGUGCCUACCAAGGAUAACAUGAGAGCUGACAGGUGAAGGGAACCACAGAUGCUUAAAUCUUUGUCGCCGUGCCUCUGCCGCUCGGAGGCACGACACGGAUUCCCAGCACAUUGCAGCAUGGUAGGCAGAGCACCAUCCCUCUCUCCAUCAUUCAAAAAGCCAUUCUCCUGCUCUGACAAUCUUCACACAUCCUGUAAGGCAGACUGACGCUUGUCACUCAUUUGUAAUGAGAGCGGGGAGGGACGGGCUGGUGGUGUGAAUCAGAGAGUAGAAGCAUAUGCGAGGCAAUAUAUUUGACAUGAAGAGAGAGAAGACACAAGGAGGGGGUGAGUCACUGUUUACUGUUCUAGAGGAGCUCCACGCAGCCCUCGCCCAGCUGGCCAGCUUUCCGUUUCCCUUAUGGAUCGGAACCAGCAUCCAGCAGCAAAGAGGAGAUUCAGGAACCUUCAGAGCGCAUUUGAGAGCUGCCAGGACACGGCUCUCUGAGGCGCUCUCUGGGGAAGCCUGGACACGGAUCAGACAGUCUUCAGUGGUUUGGUAAACAACCUACUCAGAUGCUGCAGAGAGCCUGUGGUUAGGAGCAGAGGAUACAGAGUACCAGGAGGGUACGCUUGCGUGCCACCUCAGAAAAUUCACGGAGGAGGUGGCUGAAGGGGAAAGGUAUGGGGCAGGCAGCCCCGGUACUGACAAGCACACAGCACUUUUUCCACCAUGCGCUUAUAAAACACAGUGCCAGAGCCACACCAGAAUUACACCUCAGCAUCACUAGCCCAGAGAUGCAUCUCCCCCAGAUAGCCAAGCUGAGCCACCAAGCAACAAGUAACUCGCUCGGACGCACAGACAGAUCCCAGGGCAGAGCCGGGAUUCCUAACUUCGCUGCUUCUGACCCCACAUGCCAGCCACCGAGUCAGACCUCUUCACCCACUGCUAACAGUGGAAGAUAACGGCAUCACUAUUCAGGGACCUGCAAUGUCGCAAAGCAGUGGGAUUCACUACACAACCUGUCCCUCCGCCCGGGAGCUCGGCGGCAGGGUAAUCGCUCUCGUUACUGCCUUUCCCCCCUCAGUUCUUGUGCUGAUGGUCACAGAGCGCUGCACCGCUUUGGGCUCGGUUUGUUCUUGGAAGGCUCUCUGCCGGAGUUUGAAGACAGCCUGAAACAAUAGCUCAGACAGAAGUGGAAACUGCCUGAUCAUCUCUACAGGGUGCUGAGCCUGAAACUUCUGGGUAACUGAAAGUGCUAGCGCUGCUCAAGUAUUUCACAGCUGGAUGUUUACAAAAAUGAUCAGAGAGCGAGCUUAUCCCACAAACCCCGACUGCCGCGGGGGCCAGCGCUCCCAGCUGUCCUUUCUUCGCUUCCCAAACAUCUCACACAGCUAGAGAUUUUCAAUACCAAGUUCUGCAGCGCAUUCCACACCAUUAAUCAUCUUCCAAUGCUGAUGGAAACAAGAGUGUAUCAAGCCGAUCUGUAUUUUUCCCUUUCAGGAGGCACACAGCGGUACCGAACUCCUUGCCGCAACAGAUUGCCGAGGCAGGCGACGGCGCAGAAAUGAGAUAAAACAUGACAAAGCACACUGUCCUUGACAGGCAAGCAAAAAAAAAAAAAAAAAAAAACGCUCAUGAAUUUCUGCCUCUGGUUCAGAAACACUUGCAAAGGAGGGUACGAGCCUGGCGCAAUCCUGCCAGGAACAUCUAACAGGGCUCAGGUACAAAGCCCUGACAUGCUCAGAGCCCGCAGAAGCGGGCAGGGUGUCCCGACGGCGAGAGUCACCGCACGCCCCGAUCUUGCGGCAAUCGCCCCGUUGCUGCCAGACGACCGUCCGGCACCUCCGCCGGGUGCGAGCAGAGUUAACUCCGGUGCCGCGCAGCCCUUCGCGCUGCCAUUGGGCAACCGCGGCGUCCAUCACCUCUAGGAAGUGACUGCACGAGGAAGGCUUCUCCGCAGGCAGCACCUCGUACACACACGGAAGGAGCAGGGGGGAAAAGCGGAGGAAUGCGCGCCCGUUUCGUCAGUGAGAAAAAUCACAAGCGCCAGGAUGGUGAAGUCGUACCAGAAGCUGACAACGGAGCCAGCAGCAUGCCAGGUGGAGGAGGAAGGGGCUGCCCCGAUGCCCGCCGGCCGUGGGAAGCUGGCCCCAUGGUGGGUGGGCAGCGGGCUGCUGGUGGCUGCCGUGCUGCUGAGCACCAUCACCGUCUGGGUGCUGCGGCAAGUAUCGGGGGGCUGGCCUGGACCUGCGCUGCCCCCCAAAUGUCUCCUGGUACCCGAAAGCCACCGCUUUGACUGCUAUCCGGAGCGGCGUGUGGUGGUGACCCAGGAGCUCUGCGAAAGCCGGGGGUGCUGCUUCAUUGAGAGCUCCCUGCCGGCGCAGGGCAAGCGGGGGGUGCCCUGGUGCUUCUACCCCCCCGAUUUCCCCAGCUACACCCUGGAGAGCCUCAACCAGACAGCGCUGGGCAUGGUGGGGCUGCUAGUGAGGAGAACGAAGGCCUAUUACCCCCGGGACAUCAUGAUGCUGAGGCUGGAUGUGGAGUUUGAGACAGACACACGGUUGCACAUCAAGAUAACAGAUGCAGCCAACCCGCGGUACGAGGUUCCUCUCGACGUUCCCCGGGCAACGAAGAGAGCAGAAAACCCCAUCUACAGCCUGGACUUCUCCUGGGACCCCUUUGGGGUGCUGCUGCGGCGCAGGGCGACAGGGACAGUGCUGCUCAACACCACCGUGGCCCCCUUGAUUUUUGCUGACCAGUUUCUCCAGAUAGCCACAUUGCUCCCGUCCAGGUUCCUCUAUGGCCUGGGGGAGCACCGUGGCACCCUACUGCACAGCCUGGACUGGAGCACCCUCACACUGUGGGCACGUGACGUCGCUCCCACGGAAUCAUUCAACCUCUAUGGAGCUCACCCCUUCUACCUGCUGAUGGAGGAGGGCGGAGAUGCUCAUGGCGUUUUCCUUCUCAACAGCAACGCGAUGGAGGUGGCCCUGCAGCCCGCUCCGGGCCUGACCUGGAGGACCAUUGGGGGGGUGCUGGACUUUUACAUCUUCCUGGGGCCCGAUCCCAACAUGGUCAUCCAGCAGUACCAGCAGGUGAUAGGUUUCCCGGCCAUGCCACCCCUCUGGGCGCUUGGCUUCCACCUCUGCCGCUGGGGCUACGGAUCCAGCAAUGAGACCUGGCAGACUGUGAGAGCCAUGAGGAACUACCAGAUCCCCCAGGAUGCACAGUGGAACGACAUUGAUUACAUGGACGGGUACCGGGACUUCACCUUCGAUCCCUGGAAGUUCACCUCCCUCCCCUCGCUGGUGGAAGACCUCCACAAACACGGGCAGCGCUACGUUAUGAUCUUGGAUCCUGGAAUCAGCAGCACCAACCCUCAUGGUUCCUACUGGCCUUUCGAUGAAGGCUUGAAACGGGGCUUGUUCCUAAACACCACCCAAGGGCAGCCACUCAUCGGGCAGGUCUGGCCUGGCUUCACUGCCUUUGCAGACUUCUCCAACCCGGACACGCACCAGUGGUGGCUGGAGAACCUGCAGCACUUCCAUGCCCAUGUGCCCUUUGACGGCCUCUGGAUCGACAUGAAUGAGCCAUCCAACUUCAUGGAUGGAUCUGAAGAUGGCUGCCCCCCAGGAGAGCUCGACAGCCCACCAUACACCCCAGCCGUGCUGGGCGAUUCCCUUUCUGCAAAGACGGUGUGUGCCUCAGCGAAGCAGAAAGCCUCAGUGCACUACAACCUCCACAACGUCUACGGGCUGAUGGAAGCCAAAGCCACGGCGAGCGCAUUGAUCCAGAUCCGGGGGAAGCGCCCCUUUGUCAUCUCCCGCUCCACCUUCCCCAGCCAGGGCCGGUACUCGGGGCACUGGCUGGGUGACAACCGAAGCCAGUGGAAGGACAUGUAUUACUCCAUCCCAGGGCUGCUGAGCUUCAGCCUCUUCGGCAUCCCGCUGGUUGGGGCGGACAUCUGCGGCUUCUCCGGCAGCACCUCAGAGGAGCUGUGCACCCGCUGGAUGCAGCUCGGCGCCUUCUACCCCUUCGCCCGCAACCACAAUACCCAGAAUGAGAAGGCCCAGGACCCAACAGUGUUCAGCCCUGCGGCGAGGACGGCCAUGAAGGACGUGCUGCUGACCCGCUACUCCCUCCUGCCCUUCCUCUACACCCUGUUCCACCGUGCCCACCUGCAAGGGGACACUGUCGCUCGGCCCUUGUUCUUUGAGUUCCCUCAGGAUGUGGCCACCUUGGAGCUGGACAGGCAGUUCCUGUGGGGCCAGAGCCUGCUGGUGACACCGGUGCUGGAGCCUGGGGUGGACUCGGUCACAGGCUACGUCCCCCGUGGUGUGUGGUACGACUUCUAUACGGGCUCUUUGGUGAACAGCAGCGGGGAGAUGCUGAAGAUGUCGGCCCCCCUUGAGCACCUCAACCUGCAUAUCCGGGAGGGUGCCAUCCUGCCCACCCAGAAACCGGGGACCACCAGUGAGGUGACCCGAGGGAAUGCCCUGCGCCUCAUCGUGGCCUUGUCCUCGAGUGCCACCGCCUGGGGGGACCUCUUCUGGGACGACGGCGAGAGCCUAGACACCUUUGAGCGGGGCAGCUACUCCUACCUGGUGUUCAACGUCACACAGAACAUCUUUACCUCCACCAUCCUCCACACCAGCACCGAGGCCACCAAGGUCACCAUUGACACACUGAGCAUCUUUGGGGUACGGGAGCCACCCAGCAAGGUCCUCCUGAAUGGCCAGGAGAAGCCCUUCUCCUAUCUGGACAACCAGGUUCUCACCGUGAGCGACCUUGGCCUCAGCCUCAGCCAGGGCUUCUCCCUGCAGUGGCUGUGAGCUGGGGGGGCGAGACCACCCAUCUGGGAGAUGCCUGAUGCUCCAGCCCUUGGGGCCAGGAUGCCACCAUGGAGGCAGCAGUGGGGACUGUCACCUGCUGCC
Messenger RNA from Egretta garzetta (little egret), 5035 nucleotides. RefSeq names its product lysosomal alpha-glucosidase. Gene Ontology annotation, molecular function: carbohydrate binding; alpha-1,4-glucosidase activity. Gene Ontology annotation, biological process: carbohydrate metabolic process. The transcript has 20 exons. The record is from RefSeq and is a predicted model, not a curated record. Lineage: Eukaryota; Metazoa; Chordata; Aves; Pelecaniformes; Ardeidae. Bases 2153 to 4933 code for a protein of 926 amino acids.